Messenger RNA from Bacillus rossius redtenbacheri, 3699 nucleotides. It is a transcript of the gene Prp5, whose product is annotated as probable ATP-dependent RNA helicase DDX46. The transcript has 20 exons. Bases 206 to 3214 code for a protein of 1002 amino acids. Lineage: Eukaryota; Metazoa; Arthropoda; Insecta; Phasmatodea; Bacillidae. Gene Ontology annotation, molecular function: RNA helicase activity; ATP binding; RNA binding. The record is from RefSeq and is a predicted model, not a curated record.
AAACGAUAGAUGGGUGCAUCUUUAGACAUUCAUGAAAAAGUUUUGGGAAUUUUGUACAUUGUUUAUUGGCAAUACUGGAAAAUGAUAACAUUUCUUGGUCUGUGAUGGAAUCAUUAGUUGUUUUGUUUUUGUGUUUUUGGGUAAAGCCAGGUGUUGGUAUUUCGAUAUCAUUAGCAAUUUUGCGUUGAAUUCUUGAUGAAGAAAAAUGGUUAGAAGUAGAAGUCAUCGGAAGAGGUCCAGGAGCAAGUCCCCGAGCCCGGGACGCAAGCGAGUCCGCAGGUCCCGCAGUCGUGAUCGGAGGCUGCCAAGAGCGCUGCGACCACCGCCUUUGCUGUCCAGGAAACUAAGGUCCAGGCGUAGCCGGUCGAGAGAGAGGGACCGAGAACGCGACAGGCACAGACGAUCACACAGUCGAGAUCGCAAGCGGGGUGACAGCAAGGACCGGAGGUCGACCAAGGCGAAGGGCAAGCGGGAUCGAUCGCGCUCCACGUCAAGGGAUCGUGACAAAAAAGACGAGAAGGAUGAGGAAGCAUUCGACCCUUCGCACCUGGACAAGGAGGAAGAACAGAAGCGCUUGGAGUCGGAGAUGCAGAAGCGCAGAGAGAGGAUCGAACGGUGGCGGGCGGAGCGCAAGAAGAAAGAGCUGGAGGUGACCAAGAAGGAGAUAAAGGGCAACAUCCUAGCCAACCUGCAGCUGCCCAUGAAGAAGUGGACGCUGGAGGACGACAGCGACGAAGAGGAGUCGGCACACGACAACAAGGAGAACCAGGUGGAGGAGCUGGACCCCCUGGAUGCCUUCAUGCAGGAGGUGCAGGAGGAGGUGCGCAAGGUGAACAAGCUGGACGGCAAGAAGGCGGACAGCAAGGCCCAGGGCCCCGCCGUCAGCACCAACAGCCAGGGCGUGGUGAUCGUGUCGGGCGUGGCCAAGAAGAAGGCGGACAAGCGGAAAGGGGAGCUCAUAGAGCAGAAUCAGGACGGCCUCGAGUACUCGUCAGAGGAGGAGGAGGAAGAUCUGAACGCGACUGCGGCCGGCAUCGCCAACAAGCAGAAGAAGGAGCUGGCGAAGGUGGACCACACACACGUCGAGUACACCCCCUUCAGGAAGAGCUUCUACGUGGAGGUGCCGGAGAUCACACGCAUGACGCCCGAGGAGGUUGAGAUAUACAAGGAGGAGCUGGAGGGCAUCCGCGUGAAGGGCAAGGGCUGCCCGCGGCCCAUCAAGACGUGGGCGCAGUGCGGCGUCAGCAAGAAGGAGCUCGACGUGCUCAAGAAGCAAGGCUACGAGAAGCCGACGCCCAUCCAGGCCCAGGCGAUCCCCGCCAUCAUGUCAGGACGAGACCUAAUAGGCAUAGCCAAGACGGGCAGCGGCAAGACGCUGGCCUUCCUGCUGCCCAUGUUCCGCCACAUCAUGGACCAGCCGCCCCUCGAAGAGACGGAAGGCCCGAUUGCCCUGAUCAUGGCGCCCACCCGGGAGCUGUGCAUGCAGAUCGGCAAGGAGUGCCGCAAGUUCAGCAAGUCGCUGAACCUGCAGGCGGUGUGCGUGUACGGAGGCACGGGCAUCUCCGAGCAGAUAGCCGAGCUGAAGCGCGGGGCCGAGAUCAUUGUGUGCACCCCGGGCCGCAUGAUCGACCUGCUGGCGGCCAACAGCGGUAGAGUAACGAACUUGAAGAGAGUUACUUACGUUGUCCUGGACGAGGCUGACAGAAUGUUCGACAUGGGCUUUGAACCUCAGGUGAUGAGGAUCGUAGACAACGUACGUCCGGACAGGCAGACCGUCAUGUUCAGUGCCACUUUUCCCCGACAGAUGGAGGCAUUGGCUCGGCGCAUCCUCAGCAAGCCCAUAGAAGUGCAGGUGGGCGGCCGCAGCGUGGUGUGCAAGGAGGUGGAGCAGCACGUGGUGGUGCUGGAGGAGGAGCAGAAGUUCCUGAAGCUGCUGGAGCUGCUGGGCCACUACCAGGCCCUGGGCAGCUGCAUCGUGUUCGUGGACAAGCAGGAGAACGCCGACGAGCUGCUCAAGGACCUGAUGAAGGCGUCGUACCCCUGCAUGUCGCUGCACGGGGGCAUCGACCAGUUCGACCGCGACUCCACCAUCCUGGACUUCAAGAGCGGCAAGGUGAAGCUGCUGGUGGCCACCUCGGUGGCGGCCCGCGGGCUCGACGUGAAGCACCUGAUCCUGGUCAUCAACUACGACUGCCCCAACCACUACGAGGACUACGUGCACCGUUGCGGCCGCACCGGCAGGGCUGGCAAUAAGGGCUACGCCUACACCUUCAUCACUCCGGACCAGGAGAAACUUGCUGGUGACAUAGUGCGUGCCCUGGAGCAGUCCAUCGUUCCCGUGCCGGAGCCUGUGCGGGAGCUGUGGGACCGCUACAAGGCCAAGCAGGCUGCCGAAGGGAAGAAAGUGCACACGGGGGGAGGAUUCAGCGGAAAGGGCUUCAAGUUUGACAACAUGGAAUCCAUAAUGAAUAGCGAAAAGAAGAAGUUCCAGAAGGCAGCACUUGGCCUGCAGGACUCGGACGACGAGGACCUGGAGCACGACAUCGACCAGCAGAUAGAGAACAUGCUGGCCCCCAAGAGGACGGUGAAGGAGAUCAAGGCGCCGUACGGAGGCAUCAACCCCGCCAAUGCAGUCCCGAACCCCAUGAUGCCGAGCGCGACGGACAAGCUGGAGCUGGCCCGCAAGCUCGCCUCCAAGAUCAACAUGGCGAAGAACCUGGGCGCGGAGGCGAAGGGCGCGACGCAACAAGCGGCGGAGGCCAUCCUCAAGGGGGGCGGCUCCCAGCCCCUCAUCACCGCCAAGACGGUGGCGGAGCAGCUGGCCGCCAAGCUCAACAACAAGCUCAACUACCAGCCCAAGGAGGAGGACGAGAAGGCGGAGGAGGAGACGGUCGAGACGUUCCGCAAGUACGAGGAGGAGCUGGAGAUCAACGACUUCCCGCAGACGGCGCGCUGGCGCGUCACCUCCAAGGAGGCGAUGGCCCAGAUCAGCGAGUACUCUGAGGCGGGCAUAACGGUGCGCGGCACGUACUUCCCGCAAGGGAAGGCCCCGCCGGAGGGCGAGCGCAAGCUCUACCUGGCGAUCGAGAGCACCAACGAGCUGGCCGUGUCCAAGGCCAAGAUAGAGAUCACGCGCCUCAUCAAGGAGGAGCUGAUGAAGCUGCAGAGCUCGGCGCACCACUUCAUCAACAAGGCCCGCUACAAGGUCGUGUAGGUGCAGCGUCGAGGAGAACCGCUGCGAGGUCGUGCAGCGCACAGCAGCACCGAGUCCUGCUGCAAGGUCGUGAAGGGUCGCAUCGUCACGGGAGACGGCGUAGCUUGCAGCAUCUUGGAGGCCUGCUACAGGUCUGUGUAGCUGCACCAUCAACAAGGCCCGCUACACGGUCGUACUGUUGCCAGCGUGUCGCCGAGGCGUGCUACAGGCAUUAUCGAAGCUUGUUCUUGGAUUAUGUAGCAUUAACUUUAGUAAAAAAGGCUCGACUUCAACGUCAUGAAGUUCUAACAUCUGCGUCAACAAGGUUCAUUGCAAAGUUGAGGACUCGUGUAAUUUCCAAGACUUGCUAAAAUGUCACUUCUGUGUUCGUCCAGUUAAAUACAAAAGAAAUUUUUUUUAAAAAAGUGUAUAUUAUCAUGUAUAGCUGCUAGUAUCAUAUUUAUGUGUUUUAUCGAUUUUGGCAUUAAACUUGUUUUUUCGCCAGA